CAGCAAGACAAUCGGACGAAUCUGGAGGGGCAGAUUUCAAUGGAUGCAGUGGAUGGAGGGAUGAUGGAAGGAUGGAGGUGAGGCCGAGAACAGUGGUGUCAAUGUGAGGUGGGAUGGGUAACAUCUCAUCUUUGAGAGACUUCUGCUUUUCUUUCCUUCUUUCUUCCUCCUUUUCCCCUCACCUUCAUUCACUCUAGCUUCCCUAGGAAGAAUAACACAUUAGUGAAUAUCUUAUCCACCCCUCCUCCCGCUCUUUGCUGCCUUGUCCCUUCUUGAGUUCCCCCUCCCCCACUAUCAGAGAGCCUGGGUUCUGUUAUCGACAACACCCAUUCUUAUCCCCUCCACCUCCGCCAAAAUGCAGGUCCCAUUGCUCCGGCUUCAAUGUGGUGUUAAUAGUUAUGACUGGGGCAAAAUUGGCCACGAUUCUGCGGCUGCCAAGUAUGCAGCUACCUCGUCUGACUCGGACUUCUCGAUAGAGGCAGAGAAGCCUUAUGCAGAGCUAUGGAUGGGCACGCACCCUUCCCUGCCCUCCAAAGAUUUCGAGACCAAGCGGACCUUGCUCGAUAUGGUCCAGGAUAACCAGGCUCUGAUGUCUGCCGAGGUCAGCGAGCGAUAUGGCGGGAAGUUGCCGUUCCUGUUCAAGGUGCUUUCUGUCCAGAAAGCUCUUAGCAUCCAAGCGCACCCCAACAAGAAGCUUGCAGAAAAGCUCCACGCGAAAGACCCUCGCAACUAUCCUGAUGACAACCACAAGCCUGAAAUGGCCAUCGCGAUCACUCCCUUCGAAGGCCUGUGCAGCUUCCGUCCCCUCGAUCAGAUCACACACUUUCUGAAGGCCGUUAAACCUCUCCGGAAUCUGGUUGGAGAGCAGGCUGCCAGUGACUUCGAGCGCACCGUUCGGGGUUCCGAGAGUUCGGAAGACCCCGAGGUAACCUCCAAGAACAAGGACGCUCUGCGCACGCUCUUCACCACACUUAUGAAGUCGUCCCCCGAGGACAUCGCGGCAGCUACGAAGGAACUAGUCGAAGCCACUCAACAGCCAGACACGUUUGCUACCUCGUCCACCUCUCCCGAGUCGAAUCCUAGCAACCCGGCCGAAUUGGCUGCCAUCAUCACUCGCCUUAAUGGCCAGUUCCCCGAUGAUAUCGGUCUCUUUGUAUUCUUCUUCCUCAACUUCGUGAAACUCGCUCCCGGUGAGGCUAUGUUCCUGAAGGCCGACGACAUCCACGCCUACGUUUCGGGCGACAUCAUCGAAUGCAUGGCGUCAUCCGACAACGUCGUGCGGGCCGGGUUCACCCCCAAAUUCAAGGACGUGGACACGCUCACGGAGAUGUUGACGUACUCAUAUGCGCCCAUCGAGGAGCAGAAGCUGCAGCCGACCGACUACCCGUACGUCGUGCUCAACGCGCCGGCGUACUCGAGCGGCUCAUCCUGUCUGCUCUACGACCCGCCCAUUGAGGAAUUCAGCGUCGUCAAGACGGAACUCCGGAGACCCGGUGCCAAGGCGACUUUCGACGGCCUGGUCGGCCCUAGCAUUCUGAUAUGCACGGGCGGAGCGGGAAAGAUCACCGUUGGCCACAAGUCGGAGGAAGUCAAGGAGGGCUAUGUGUUCUUCGUAGGCGCCAAUGCCGAGUGCAUUGUCGAGAGCACCGACAGCGGAGAGGAGAUUCCGUUCGUCACAUAUAAGGCGUUCUGCGAUCUGACUGGCAAGGAAGACAUGGCGAAUGGCAAUUAGGCUGUAUGCAAGGUCAGUUUGCCUCAUUUGCGUCAUGUCCAUCAGUCCUACAUAAAUAUUUAAUUUCGGGUCUAUUUUCAAUCUGAAUUAUCUUCGGAUGUAUAUAAGUCUGGUCCAACCUGUCACUUUGUUUGCUGUGCAUCACAAGAGAGAGAGAGAGGUCAUUUUCACCCGUGCCGGGACAUGUCCAGCCUUUGUGAAUCUGUUUGGAUCUCCCACACUCGAGAAAAGACGUCAGGAGUAUAAGUAUGAAGACAUGGCUUAAUAAAUA
Aspergillus fijiensis CBS 313.89 is the source of this 2003-nucleotide messenger RNA. It is a transcript of the gene pmi1, whose product is annotated as mannose-6-phosphate isomerase pmi1. Gene Ontology annotation, biological process: carbohydrate metabolic process; GDP-mannose biosynthetic process. NCBI's taxonomy places the organism in Eukaryota, Fungi, Ascomycota, Eurotiomycetes, Eurotiales, Aspergillaceae. Gene Ontology annotation, molecular function: zinc ion binding; mannose-6-phosphate isomerase activity. The record is from RefSeq and is a predicted model, not a curated record. The transcript is spliced from 5 exons. Bases 356 to 1732 code for a protein of 458 amino acids. Gene Ontology annotation, cellular component: cytosol.